AACAUCUCACCUUCUUCCUUCAGUCCAAGUGCUGGAGCACGUUCGAGUGACCGCGGAGCGCGUCGGCUGUCAUGGAGUUCAGCAAGAACACGGCGUGAAUCGCGAGGAAGACGAGGGGGACUUUCGAGUCGGAGGAGCGGAGCCACGAGUCGAGCCAUGGCCGCCCGGGAGGAAGGAGAGGUCCCGCACGGCAAAGCAAGGCACCGCGACGGGGCUGGAAGUGCGAGCAGCUCGGAGGGCUUCAGGAACGGCUACGUGAAGAGCUGCGUCACCCCCCUCCAGCAGGACCAGGAGCGGGGCUUCUUGUUCGACGUGGGCCGGUUCUGCAGCGGGGAUGUGCUCCACUCCACUCGGCGGAAGGUCUCGGUCCUCUACGCGGGCGCCUUCGUGGUGGUCGCGGCGUCGCUCCUCGUCUCCCGGAGCCUGCACGGCGACUCGCCCCGGGACCUGGGGACCUUCCUGUGGGGCUGCUCGCAGUCCGCCAGCCCGCUGUUCAGCAUCGGCUGUGCUUUCUUCUUCCUGACCCUGUACCUGCGGGCGAAGCAGCAGGGCAGCGGCGGGAGCAAGUGCUGGCUCGCCUCGCUGCCCGCCUCCUGCUUCCUCGGGGACUUUCUGGUGCUGCGGUUCCUGCAGUGGGGAGAGGAGCAGCACCAGAUGCAAAUGGUGGGCAGGUUGUUGUUCGUGCUGGGCUGCGUGGGUCUGCUCACCCUGGUCCCCACUCUCAAACUCAAACACAGCGUGCUGGUGCUGGUGUUCGCCAGCGUGGUGUGGCUCGUCUCCUUCACCAGUCUGACCGGGCUGCCCGCGCUGCUCCGGCCGCUGCUCGCCUGCCUCGCCGGGCUGUGCGGCUCCGUGACCGGGCUCUGCUUCGACCGGUGCUACCCGUCCAGGGAGGCGCCGAGCGGGACCUCCGGAGCCGAGGAGAAGGUCCCGGUGAUCCGACCCCGGAGACGGUCCAGCUGCGUGUCGCUGGGGGAGACGUCCACCAGCUAUUAUGGCAGCUGUAAAAUGCCCCGCAGACCCUCGUUGCCCUGUAUAUCCAGAGAACAGAUGAUCCUAUGGGACUGGGAUUUGAAACACUGGUACAAACCCCAGUAUCAGGGUGCGGUGAGUGGCAACGGCGUGGAUCUCUCAGUCAUCAACGAGGCUCGGAACCUGGUGUCAGACCUGCUGAUGGACUCGUCCCUGUCGCCCCAAACCAUCUCAGCUCUGCGCAGCAUCUCCAGCCUCAUGGGGACGUUCUCCGGCUCGUGCCGUCCCAGAGUCAACCCCUUCACCCCCUUCCCAGGUUUCUACCCCUGCGACGAGGUGGAGGAUGCUGUAGAGAGGCCGGACAGGAAAACCAUUAAGGGUUGGAGCAGCAGAAACAGCCUCCCCACCCCUCAGCCCAGGCGGAGCUCCACCUCCUCCUCCUCUGCGCUCUCUCCUCUGGAGUCCACCUCCUUACGCUGGGAGCGCAACAAUGGCAAGAGACCCCAACCCGACCUCAACCUGACCAGCUCAAGUCUGUGCAAUGGGCCCAGUCCAAACCUGCUUACCAUUCCCAAGCAGAGGUCUUCCUCUGUUACCCUCACAUACCACGCAGGGUCGAGGCGAGCCGGUGCAUCACCAAGCCUGAGCCCAGUCACCUCUCCAAGCCACAGUCCCGCUGCAGUAGGUACGAGCUCUUCAUCGUCCCUCGUCACACGGUCGCCCGUGGAGUUCCCCGACACUGCCGACUUCCUGACAAAGCCGAGCGUCAGUCUGAACCUGCACAAACCCCUGAGCUACACCUUCAGCUCACCUGAUUUCCAGCAGGCUUUCCGUGGCUCCCCCUUCCCCCUCUGCACCAGCUGCGGCCGUCAGAUGCUCAAAGGAGUUUCCAGCAGUGAUGCAGGGGAAUCUCAUCAAUCAUUCAGCAGUGAGGCUCAGCGCAGGCGCUCAGGAUGUGAUCUGGAGUUUGGCGGCGAGGCCCUGAUCAGGGAGGAGAGCGUGGAGGCGGACCCGUCUGGAGACGGGGGGCCAGAUGCUGCAGGGAACCAGGCCGACCAGAAGGAGAAGAGCACAGACCAGCAGACUCAGGAAUCAGAGGGUGAGCGGGAGUUCAGGUUGGAUCCUAUGCUGGAGGACCACGAGGCUCUCAUGGAGAGGAUGAACACUUGGAACUUCCAGAUCUUUGACCUGGUGGACAGAACGGGAGGGAAGGCCGGAAGCAUACUUAGCUAUGUGACGUACACUCUUUUCCAGGAUACAUGUCUGUUUGAAAUUUUCAAGAUCCCGGUGAGGGAGUUCAUGUCGUACUUCUUUGCUCUGGAGAACGGCUACAGGGACAUUCCCUAUCAUAACCGCGUUCAUGCUACUGAUGUGCUACAUGCUGUCUGGUACCUGACCACUCGACCAAUCCCUGGGUUCCAGCAGAUCCACAGUGAGCAUGUGACAGGAAGCGACACAGAUUCAGAUAGUGGGAUCUCUCCUGGCAGGAUAUCCUAUGCCUCCUCCAAGAGCUCCUCCAUUUCAGACGACAGCUAUGGCUGCCUGGCCUGGAACAUACCUGCCCUGGAGCUCAUGGCCCUUUAUGUAGCAGCUGCAAUGCACGACUAUGACCACCCUGGUCGCACAAAUGCCUUUCUAGUAGCCACUAAUGCACAUCAGGCAGUGCUGUACAACGACCGCUCGGUGCUGGAGAACCACCACGCUGCUUCUGCCUGGAGCCUCUACCUCUCCCAGCCCGAGUUCAACUUCCUGGUCAACCUGGAUCACGUGGAGUUCAAGCGUUUCCGCUUCCUCGUCAUCGAGGCCAUACUGGCCACAGACCUCAAGAAGCACUUUGACUUCCUGGCUGAGUUCAAUGCCAAGGUGAACGAUGUGAACAGUCCAGGUAUCGACUGGACCAAUGAGAAUGACCGACUGCUGGUGUGCCAAGUGUGUAUUAAGCUGGCAGACAUCAAUGGACCCGCCAAAGUCCGUGACCUGCAUCUCAAGUGGACAGAGGGAAUCGUCAAUGAGUUUUAUGAGCAGGGCGACGAGGAGGCUCAGCUGGGAUUACCCAUCAGCCCCUUCAUGGACCGCUCCUCUCCGCAGCUGGCCAAGCUGCAGGAGUCCUUCAUCACCCAUAUUGUUGGACCACUUUGUAACUCCUACGACGCUGCUGGCCUUCUCCCCGGCCACUGGAUCAAUGAGGCGGGGUCAGACGAAGACGAGGAUGAGGGGCAGGUGGACACAGACACAGAUGAAGACGAGGAAGAUGAGCUAGAAGACGAGCUUGCACCAAAAAGGAAGAAGAGCCACCGCAGGUUGUUCUGCAGCAUCAUGCAGCACCUGACGGAGAACCACAAGGUGUGGAAGAAGAUCAUCGACGAGGAGGAGAAGAUCAAAGAGCUCGGCAAACAGCAGCCGCCGGACAGCCUGCCCGCCAGCCUGCCUGUCUCCCCGUCAGACGACAUCCAGGUCAUCCAGGAGGAGGAGGAGGGAGACGAGCGUCAGUAGCAGGAGGAAGAAGUAAAGAACAGAGACGCGUGAAAAAAGAAGAUGACGAGAGGCACGAGUCCCUCGACCACCUGCCUAUCACUGACAUGAACACAGACAUGAGGAACACACACAGACAUUUGACAAAUGCACAUAAAACACACUUUUCUCUCUCUCACACACACACACACACAUUUAAAGAUUCACUGUGCAGACUUAAGCAGUCACAUUGAUCUUGGAGAAACAAAAAGGCCUUACUACUGUGAGCGGAUCCUUGCUGCAACGGUGGGAGCCAAACUCCUAUGCACUUUCACCCCCCAUGGAGAGUCGAGUGCACCCAGACAGAAAGAGAGGGGGAAAAGCACCAGAACUGAGGAUGACGGUGCGGAGGAAGAGAGCGGACGGGGUCCAGCGUCGACCCCAUGGUCGCCCGGCUGUGAUGCUGCCUUGAAUGCAAAGCGCUUACACCUCCCUUAGGUACAAAACAAUUCCCGUCUAUUUAAGAAAGGAAAGGUAGAGGAAAAAUAAUGAAGCGAGCGACAUCAUCGAGUGAUGGAUACCCUUUACCAAAGUGAACCGUUCAAACACGGAGAAAGACGAGAGACUGAGACUGUUUCAGCCUCAGUGUCAGGUUUAUUUUUGAAUUAUAUAUAUACAUACAUGAAUAUAUAUAUAUAUAUAUAUAUAUAUAUAUAUAUAUAUAUAUAUAUCAAAUGUGCCUGUCUGAACCUUUACUGAGUCCAUUUUGGCCCAGAGCCGAGGCUUGUGUAGUUCUCUCUUCUUGCUGGCGACACGAAACACUGUAUAAGACUCAGUCACAGAGACAUUAUUGAAAUGUUGACUGAUUAUUAGCAUUAUAUCUGCAUCAUUUUUGAUGCUUUUACUCAUGUGUACCACCUGUCUUUUAUUUUUGUUGUUCCUUUUUUGACCCUUUAACUCCCCUCGCUUCAUUUUGUCUGUGUGUGCGUGAAUAUGUUUUCGGUGGGAAUGUGAUGGAGCGAAUGAGUCGGGAGAAAGAGAGCACAUUUUUAAUUAUUUCAGUAUUUGUAAUUUGUGUGUGUGUCUUUGUGUCCUUUCAAUAAUGGUUGGUUUCUAACCAGUGAGAUGUCCUCUGGUGUUUUAACAUGUUGCAUUCAGACCAGGAGUGCUGUCUCAAUUAAUGGAUUCUUCACUUUCGUCUUUUUGAUUCUAAGUAUUUUUUUAAAGGUUACUCAGGAUUCAUGCAAAGUUGAAUAAUUAUUUUGCAAGAAUUUGUGUCAUUAAAAUGAAAAAUUCACAAAGAGAAUUAAAAAAAUCUGGGUGACUAAAGUAGUUUGUAAUAUCUCGAUGAGCAACUUGAUUACGAACCAAUCCAAGCAAUUCAAGCCUCUGUGACAAACCUUUCACCACCUCACUGGAGAGAGAAAAAAGAAGCUUAUCUCGAUCGACAGCAGACUGCAAAUGUCUCUCUCCUGCAGCAACACAACACAUCUGCACAACGUUGCUCGACAACAGUACGGAGCAAGUCAAGUUUUCUUAGUUCAACGCUCCCCGCGUUGUUUUUAAACCAACACAACGUCUGGGUGUCUGUGUUUCGCUGAGUCAGCGACGCUGACGUUCAGACAAACUUUAGAACUCACCCAUCUCCCAUUUCCUCAUUUAUUCUUUAUUUUGAGUUUUGUUACCGAACCCAUAACUCGGCCAGUGUGUAAAGAAGGGAUCCAGGGUUUCAUUUCGCUUUGGUUUUGUUUAUACAUAUCUAUAUUUUAUGAUAAAGGUUUAAAAAAAACUACUAGUUCUCUAUUUCAUUCUCUCAGAACUCUUGGCAUUCCACUAGAAAAAAACGUUUUUAUGAAAGGGAAGGCGGAUUUGUCGCCUUUUCCCCCCAACCUUAUUAAAUCAUAAUCUCUGGACAGAACGUUAAGUAAAGCAGUGUAAAUCAGGAUUGGGAUAUUUAAAGACGAAAAAGUAGAUAACGGUGUGCACAUUUUAAUACCAAACAAGUGUUUAGCCGCUGUACAAAAGAGUAUGUGCAUAUAAAUUAUAUAUAUUUUUUAAAAUAAUCAAAUGAAUGCAUCUGUUUUCUACAUGCAGCUGACAUAUUGUACAUGGAGAUCCUGUAACUGCCGUCUUGUCUCCAGAGUUUAGAACCUGCGUCUCUUCACAGGUGUGGAACUGUCAGGGUUUUUGAGUUCUGUUUCCUCACUCGCUCUCAGCCUCUCCCUGUUCUGUAUCAUAACCACUCUUGUAUUCUCCAUCAUCGCCCUCCCUCUAUCUCUGUCGACCCAACUAGUGCCAAACUUUACCUACAUGCAGUAGUUUCCUGGGCUGUGAUUGGCUGAUUCAGCGAACGUUUCUCUCCGGGCUCCGGUUCUGUUCACACAAGAGAAGCACAUUGAUUCAAAUGGUCCACUGGGUUUAAAGGGACAAUGGCAGGAGACGGAGUUGAACUCAGGUCAGAGCUGUACACAUUCUGUUUGUUCACACGGACCCACGCUGGAUCAUAAAGCCCGGGUAGCCCCCACCCGACAUGUUUCAGGCUCAUUAAGUUGUAGAACUCUGUUGGCUUCUCACUGUGCAGUCUGUCAAACCACGGUGUCCUCUAAUGAUUGUGCCAUAAAUACAUCUAUGAAUGGUUGUUUCCCUUAUGUAGCAUCGAUAUAUGUACGUUUGUCUAAUGUAACCAUUCACCCUUUAUCUACAUUGUGGGGGCAACUGAUUUUUGUUGUUAUUUAUAGCUGUCAUAAAACACCAUCCCUAAA
Messenger RNA from Limanda limanda (common dab), 6185 nucleotides. It is a transcript of the gene pde3b, whose product is annotated as phosphodiesterase 3B. Gene Ontology annotation, molecular function: protein kinase B binding; 3',5'-cyclic-AMP phosphodiesterase activity. The coding region runs from base 157 to 3465 and encodes 1102 amino acids. Lineage: Eukaryota; Metazoa; Chordata; Actinopteri; Pleuronectiformes; Pleuronectidae. The transcript is spliced from 16 exons. Gene Ontology annotation, biological process: signal transduction. Gene Ontology annotation, cellular component: membrane. The record is from RefSeq and is a predicted model, not a curated record.